AUGGACGAAGAUUCGCCAUGGGGUGACGUGCCGUCACGAUCGCAAUCCAACAGCAACCUGGCCGCCCAAGCUACCGACGGCGAGCCAACAAAGCCGACGACUACGGCAUCAACGACAGAGGACGACACUCCCGCUGCUCCCAUCGAGAGUGCUCCAGCCAAAGUCAAGAACGCGCCGUCCAAGACACGACCUUCGCGCCGAUUUGGAGGGCAGUCCACCACACUCGAAGCACUCGACGACUCUCUGGGUCCCCUUGGUCCAUUGGGAGAUGCCACGGCCGAAGCUGCUCCUGUCGAGGAACGUCCUGCACCGCCGCGAAAGGAACAGAAGGUCCGCAACGCUCCGCCGACCGCCUUGAUGGAGAGCACCACUCUUGACGACGAUGGCAUGUCGACCAUGUCCGGACGCGCGCCUCCACCCGUGCAGCCCGCACCCGUCGCAGACGCUCCCAGACGUCAGAUGCAGCCCAGUGUCAGCAUCGAACAAGCUGCCAAACCCUCGUUCGACAUCAGCGUUGGCGACCCGCACAAGGUCGGGGACUUGACCAGCUCGCACACCGUCUACCAGGUCCGCACAAAGACUUCCAGCAAAGCCUACCGCACUCCCGAGUUCACCGUCUCGCGCCGCUACCGCGAUUUUCUAUGGCUGUACAACCAAUUGCACAACAACAAUCCUGGAGUCGUUGUCCCUCCACCACCGGAGAAGCAGGCCAUGAACAGAUUCGACCAGAACUUUGUCGAGAGCCGACGCGCUGCCUUGGAACGCAUGCUGAACAAGUCUGCUGCUCAUCCCGUCCUGCAACACGAUGGCGACCUCAAGCUGUUCCUCGAGAGUGAAGCCUUCAACGUCGACAUCAAGCAUAAGGAGCGCAAGGACGUCGGCCUGCCCGAGACAAAGUCCGGCGGCGGCAUGUUGGGCGCCAUUGGCCUGUCGGUCGGGUCCAGCACUAAGUUUGUCGAACACGACGACGUAAGUGCCGCUUAUUCUUCUUAUAUCGAUGCCCUCCCCCCUAGUCCCGCCCUGCCCGAACCCGUCGUGCCUAAUUACUACACUUACACCAUCAUGUCGCAGUGGUUCCACGACCGUAAAAUCUACCUUGACGCUCUCGAAACGCAGCUCAAGGCCCUCCUCAAAUCUACCGAUACCGUUGUCGCUCAGCGCAAGUCACUGGCCGAGAGCUGUCAGGACUUUUCCGCCUCGCUGCAUCAACUUGCUUCUGUUGAGCUUUCGCCUGAUCUUUCCGCUCCUCUUGAUGCCCUUUCCGAUAUACAAAUGCGCAUCCGAGACCUGAACGACCGCCAAGCACAGCAGGAUGUCUUGACUUUGGGUAUUGUACUAGACGAAUACAUCCGUCUCAUCGGCAGCAUCAAAACAGCCUUCCAACAACGUCAAAAAGCCUACCACAACUGGCACACGGCCGAAGCCGCCCUCCAAAAGCUCAAAAACACCCACGACAAGCUGCUUCGAGCCGGCCGCACCCAACAAGAUCGACUCUCACAGAUGCAAGCCGAUGUCGCAGAUGCAGAGAGACGUGUUCAUCAAGCACGUCUACUCUUUGAAGACAUGGGUCGUUUGAUGCGCAGUGAACUCGACCGCUUCGAGCGCGAAAAAGUAGAUGACUUUAAGAGUGGUGUGGAGACUUUUCUCGAGUCGGCUAUUGAAGCGCAAAAAGAGCUUAUUGAGCUUUGGGAGACUUAUCUUUUGCAGUUGGAUGCCGAUGAUGAGGAUGGUUCUGCUCCGUACUUUGCUGCUGGUGUUGAUGGGAGGGAAGGUUCUGGUGAGCAGGAUGGUGCGGGCAAUGGGGAGAAUGACGCCGAGGUGGCUGGAGUGGGGGAUGCAGAGGAAAGUGGUGACACAGAGGAACAGCAAUCCGGUCUUGCGCCUGCUGCUGCUGCCGCUGCUGCUGCCGAGGAAGUCGAGAGUGAAGCAUAG
This is a messenger RNA of Aureobasidium subglaciale EXF-2481, 1932 nucleotides long. RefSeq lists its product as uncharacterized. Gene Ontology annotation, molecular function: phosphatidylinositol binding. The coding region runs from base 1 to 1932 and encodes 643 amino acids. The transcript is spliced from 2 exons. The record is from RefSeq and is a predicted model, not a curated record. Gene Ontology annotation, cellular component: endosome. Gene Ontology annotation, biological process: retrograde transport, endosome to Golgi; protein retention in Golgi apparatus. Lineage: Eukaryota; Fungi; Ascomycota; Dothideomycetes; Dothideales; Saccotheciaceae.